AUGAACAAGGACAAAAUUAAGAAAACUCAGCUGCUCAGUGACUUAGGUAGAUUCAAAGGAAAAAAAAUAACAAUAACUUUUAUCGAUGGAAAGUCUGUGACAGGAAAGCUUACAUCAUUUGAUGAUGUUGGUAAUUGCGUAUUAAAGAAGUGCGGAGAGUGGGACUAUGGUAAUACUGUAGUAUGCUUGGGAAGGAGCAUAGUUCUUAUUUGUUUGAAUACUCCGUAUAUUUUAUGA
This is a messenger RNA of Encephalitozoon romaleae SJ-2008, 237 nucleotides long. Its product is annotated as U6 snRNA-associated Sm-like protein. The transcript has a single exon. Lineage: Eukaryota; Fungi; Microsporidia; Unikaryonidae. The coding region runs from base 1 to 237 and encodes 78 amino acids. The record is from RefSeq and is a predicted model, not a curated record.